Messenger RNA from Paramecium tetraurelia, 4032 nucleotides. RefSeq lists its product as uncharacterized. Gene Ontology annotation, biological process: cyclic nucleotide biosynthetic process; intracellular signal transduction. The record is from RefSeq and is a predicted model, not a curated record. The transcript has 4 exons. Lineage: Eukaryota; Ciliophora; Oligohymenophorea; Peniculida; Parameciidae.
AUGAUAAAUUAAUAGAAUGUUAAUCUAUAAAGCAAUGUUAAGAUUCAAUCCAUAUUAGGCUUCAUACCAGCUCUGGUGUUUUAGCAUAUACUUGAAAAUUAGAUCAAGGGAAUUAAACAGCAUGUUCCAGAAAUCCAGUCAUUCAAGAGUGUCAUCAUGUUUGCAGAUAUUUGUGGAUUCACAAACUUAACAGAACAACUCUCUAAAAUAGGACCGGAGGGAUCAGAAGUGAUAGCAUUUGCAAUCAAUAGAUACAUGGAAUUAUUGAUUAAAUCAAUAUCCAAAAGUGGAGGUGACAUUUUCAAAUUUGCAGGCGAUGCUAUUAUAGUAGUAUGGCCACCUCCAACAGGAUAAAAUGAUAAAGGCGAGUAACUCAAAAUCCUACUGCGAUAAGGAAUAUAAAGUGCCUUAGAUAUUUAGGCUAAAUUAAAUGAUACCUUCAUCCUAGAGAAUAUAAAAUUAUCUGUCAAAAUAGGAUUUGGAGUAGGAGAUAUCAACAUCUUAUAUGUAGGAGGAGUGUUCAAUAGGAAUGAAUUUCUAGCAACAGGUUAGGCUUUGAUCUAGGCAUUUGAGAGUGAACAUUGUGCCACUAAAGGAGGCUAAGUGAUAAUAUCCAAGGAUGUAUUCGAUAUGGUGGGAUAGUAUUAUAAUUGUAUAAAAGUGGAGGAUCGUUAGUCUUACUUUGUGAACUUCAAUAAAGGAGCUAAGGUAUAGAAUAUUUCAAAUGCUCUCUUAAUUAAGAGUAACAUUAGUGCUCAAUCAUUCGAAUCAAUUAAGAGUCAAUUAAUACGAUACAUUCCUGCUGCCUUAUAGUAAUACAUCUUUGUAAAUUAGGAAAAAUGGAGUUCUGAAUUAAGAAUAUUAACAAUAAUGUUUAUCAAUUUGAGUAUUGAUUUGUCAGCAGCUCUCACUUCUAAUGGGUUAAGUCAUAUUUAAUAAGUUGUAGAAACAGUAUAAAAAUCAAUAUAUGCAUUCUAAGGAUCUCUCAAUAAAAUCUUAAUGGAUGACAAGGGAUCAACAUUGAUUGUAGUAUUUGGUCUACCUCCUAUGGCUAAAUAGGAUGAUCCUGCCAGAGCUGUGAUGACUGCUAUAACAAUGAAAUCGGAAUUAGAUGCAAUCAAUUGUGGAUGUAAAAUUGGCAUAUCAACUGGAUGCACUUUUGCUGGUGUAGUCGGAACUAGUGGUUCUAGAAGAGAAUACUCAGUUAUAGGAGAUGCUGUUAAUCUUGCAGCUAGACUCAUGUAAAUUGCAUGUAAAGAUGAUCAACAUUCCAUUUUACUUGAUGUUGAAACAUCAAAGGAAGCUUCAUAUAAAAUGAACAUUUCUUUUUAUAAAUCAGUUAUGGUUAAAGGAAAAGCAGACUAAGUCAAUAUCUAUUACCCAGAAAUCAAUUUGGAGUUGAAUAAAAUUAGAAUUCAUAACCCUUUCUUUCCAAGGCUUCUCGAUAAUUAUUUAUUUGAUAUUAGUAAUUUAAGACUAAUCUAAAGAAGAAUUCAAUAAUUUCAACUACAAAAUGAAUCGAAUGUAUUAUUGAAAGUUUCUGGAAAUUAAGGAUCUGGGAAAUCCUAUUCUGUUAAACAAAGCAUUGACUUAUUUUAGGAGAAUUUUCACUUUGUAUAGAUUAGAUUGUGUUCCUUUUUGCAGAAGGAACAAUAAUAUUUGUAUGCUAUCAAAAUUAUAUUCCAACAUUUCCUGAAGUAGAUAGCCAUCAAAUAAAAUAAAGUGUAUGACAUUUAGUUAUUCAAUGAAAUUUUCAAUUAACAAUAAGAUCAACUCAUAUAACUCUUUGACUUUCAACCGAUUAGUUAAAUCUAACUAUUUGAUAAUCAAUUUAAAAAUACAAACGAUUCUUAAGAAACCUUAGAUAUUCAACUAGUCAAAGAAGGUCUAGAUUUAUUAUUCAAGAAAUUUCAAUCUAUCACCAACAAUCAUAAGUAAAUCUUCGUUCUAGAUGAUGGACAUAACAUUGAUGAAGAAUCCCUAAAAAUCAUUAGACACUUUAUGAAACACAAUUAAUUUAUCCUGCUCAUAUUUAUAUUCAGACACGAUUACUUUGAGCAAUUCUAAUUUCAAGAAUAACACCAAACUCAAAUUCAAAUGAUUGAAGAGGGAUUCGAAUCAAUAAAGUCAAAAUUAAAUGAUCUCAGCAAUUUUGAACACAUAAGUUUCAACAAUAUUUCAUUAAAUGACUAUUAGGUUUUGUUAUCUGAUUUAUUUCGUAUCAAUAAGAUUAGAUGUUCAAAGAAUCAAGAACCAUCCAAUUCAAUAGACAAAAACAUUUUGCAUUACGAAUACAUCAAAAAUUAAUUAAUACAAUCAAAUACUUAAGAAUUUUUCUUGUAAACCCUCUAUCGAAAAACCCAAGGCAACCCGCUCACCUUCAUUACUUUAAUCGAAAAAUUUUUGAAGUGCAAUUACUUGGUUGUCGAUAAUAAAUAAUAAGAUGUAGUUAUAGUAAAUGAUUCCCUCUUAAACAUAUUGAAUCUAGAUGAGUUUAUUAUACUAGAGGCUCCCUUAAAUAAGUUUAGACUUAAUUCACCCUAUUUGGACAAGGUGGGGUGCUUAGAUUUAUUGAUACUUAAGGUAGCCUCUGUUAUUGGAGACAUCUUUGAUGUACAAACACUUAAUAAGAUACAACCAUUCAAAGAAGUCAUCUAAAAAGAAAAUUUGAUUAAGAUUUUAAAUAGUUUAGAAGAGUUGGAAAUCAUUGAAACCAUGGAACUUAAUGAUUUGAAUAAGUAUUACAGGUUUGCUAAACCAUUCCUAAGAGAAAUAAUCUAUUAACGAUUACUGUACUCUUAACGGAGGGAAUUGCAUAAAUAUUAUGCACAAGCAUUAUAAGAAAUUCCAUCUUAGUUUGAAAUUGAUGAAAAAUUGGAAGCCCAAAGAUUAGAGCAUACUUGGAUUCUGGCUGAAUAAAAGUGGCAUAGUUAAUCAAACCUGAAACCAAGGGGAUUAGAAUUAUCUCAUAAAGCCAAAAGAUCUAUAAUAAUCAAAUCGAUAUAGACUAAAUUAAUAGCUAAAACUAACAAUAUCAAACUUGGUUUGUUGAAAAAGAAAUCAGAUAAGAAUGUCACUUGGGCAGAAAGAUAUUGUUUAAUGACCUAAAAAGAAUUAAAAUAUUAUUAUAGUGAAUAAGACUAUCAUCGAUAACCAUAGAAUGCUUUGGCCACUAUCAUUCUUAGUAGUAUCUAUUAGAUUGUUCCACUUAAUGACAAAGAAAAAGUUAAUUAAAAGUAUGCUUUUGAGAUUAGAACAGGUAAUUGGUUUAAAAGAUAAAAAUUAAUGCCGCGAAGAGAUUUCUAUUUUUCAGCAUCAAGCGAAGAAUUAAUGGAAGAAUGGACCAUUUAUAUUGAAUUUAUGAGAGUCAAAGCCACUUAUGAUGAAUUUGUUAAUAAUUUUGGGAAAAUCUAAUUUCCAAUUGCCAACUUUAAAGAAUUCUAUGAUAUGAGUUUAGGAACUGAAAUGAAUAAUUAUUAGCAAAAGUAAACAACAAAUAAGAAUAAUAAUAAUAAUAAAUCUAGUAUCAUUCAACCUUAAAAAAGAAACACUGUGUUAUCAAUCAAUAGUUUUUUUAAGUAAUCUGUUGUAGAAAAUAAGCAGAAACAAAAAAAAGAAGAACUUAAAAUAUUAAUUUCUAAAUUUUUAAAAUAAAGCUAACUAUUACUAUUUACUCAUAUGUUUGAGAAUUCAAUACAACCCAAAAAUAGGAUUAUUUUAGGGUAAAAUACAAAGGCAAUGUUAAGUUUUGGAUAAUUUUUUAUUAAAACGGCUUUAGAAUAUUCAUAAUAAUAAUAAUAAGAAAAUGAGACCAUUUAAACAGAGGAAUCUCCUUAAACUAGACCUAGAGCAAGUUUGUUUAUUUCAGAGUAACUAGUGCUAGAGAAAUAAGCUGAGUCUAUAUCUGGAAGUAUUAGAAAUACAAAACGAAAAUAGAUAACUGACUAGUAUUAUAAUAAGAGAUCGAAAAGUUCAGAACUUCUUGUUUAGUUAAAUGAAAAUUCAAAUUAGGAAAAACAAUAAUAAAGUUGA